Molecule: messenger RNA, 1224 nt
Organism: Necator americanus (New World hookworm)
Lineage: Eukaryota; Metazoa; Nematoda; Chromadorea; Rhabditida; Ancylostomatidae
Exons: 12
Coding region: 1-1224 (407 amino acids)
Source: RefSeq, a predicted model, not a curated record
AUGAAUAGCGAGCAAGAAGCAGCUCAGAGAGAUUGGUUGCGUAUCAUUCUCAACAAAGAAAAAUGCAGAAAACUUAAACCGGAAUCUCGCCUUGCGAUCGUUCACGAAUUGAUCAGUGAUUGUCAGAAACGUGGUGUGGAAAGAGUCUUGAAAAGAAAUCGAAUACGAUUGAUUGGAUGGAAAUAUCUUUCAUGGAUUACUGCCGUUGUUCGAAUAAUAUGCAUGAUGGCUUUGCUAUGGAUUCUUUGGGAUCUACGGUAUAUUCACUUUGAUUUCCUCGUCAAAUUUAGAAGACAGCAUAAAAGUUUAAUUUUUAAAAUGGUGUUUCAGUUUCUUGCGUUAGCCAUCUUUUUAACCAUCACUGGCAUACUUAUGGAGUUUGUAUUGAUUUUAUCUUUUCAAAUACAACGUUCAUCAAUAAUUAGUUUUGUAUAUGGUCUAAGCAUGCUUGUUGUGGUCCUUCUGAUCGGAACUGCACCAUUUAUUGCCGGUUUCUAUGCUCAUAGCCAACAUUUGAUAGCUGAUCUUUAUCUUUACAUAAUUAGUGAGAAUAGAGCCGAAUAUAGAGAUGUGGUAGCUUUUCAUGUACACUACAAGUGUUGUGGGUUUGGAAAGAAAACGGAUUGGUUUUCGAGAUACCUAUUCCGUCAUAAGAUGCUGUUCACAAACGAAGUUCACGAACAUGAGAAUAAUUUCUUCUGGAUCCCACUUUGGACAAGAUAUUUGCGAUUAAGUGAAUCGUGUGGUGUUCCUCCAUAUUGUUGUAAAACUAACAAACCAGAAUGUUAUUUGGUUAACGUCUCUAAGAACUCCGGUUUUGAGUUUGAAUUGAUGAAUGAUAAACCAAAGAAGGCAUAUGAACAUUACAAGGGUAUUUUCAGGGAACCACCUGUUGACGAUCUUCUAGAUCCAUGUUUCCCAAUAAUAGCCGAAGCUGUUGAUCUGCUACUUUCUGGAACAUACAAAUGGUUCAUAAUUUUGGCACUGUCCACUGUAGUAAUGACAGUAUUGGUAGCAGUAGUUCUUCUCUACAAUUCCGGACAAGGUGAACUAUUUCCACACUUGAACAAGGUACGGUCACCGCAUCGCAAUUCAUUAGUGUGGUUUUUCAUUAAGAUGGAUGGAGAGGAACAGAACUUCAAUGACGAAGAUCUAACAGACUUCAGUAUAAUCCAAGAACUGAAGGAUUUCGAUAUCGAUAAGGACUUUACGGACAUGGAUUAG